AUGUUUCAUGAGUCACCCAUACCAGUCACCAUGUCCAGUCAACCUAUACCAGUCACCCAUACCAGUCACCAGACCAAUAACUCAACCAGUCACCCAUACCAGUCACCUAUACCAGUCACCCAUACCAGUCACCUAUACCAGUCACCCAUACCAGUCACCCAUACCAGUCACCAUACCAGUCAUCAUACCAGUCACCUACCAGUCACCAGACCAAUAACUCAAAUCAGUCACCCAUACCAGUCACCCAUACCAGUCACCCGUACCAGUCACCAGACCAAUAACUCCAAACAGUCACCCAUACCAGUCAACCCAUACCAGUCACCCAUACCAGUCAACAAACUAGUCACAUCACACCAGUCACCCACACCAGUCACCUAUACUCCACCCAUACCAGUCACACAUACCAGUCACCAUACCAGUCACACAUACCAGUCACCCAUACCAGUCACCCAUACCAGUCACCCAUACAGUCACCCAUACCAGUCACAUACCAGUCACCCAUACCAGUCACCAUACCAGUCACCCAUACCAGUCACCUGCCAGUCACUUAUACCAGUCACCCAUACCACCACACCAGUCACCCAUACCAGUCACCAUACCAGUAACCCAUACCAGUCACCCAUACCAGUCACCCAUACCAGUCACCUAUACCAGGUCACCUAUACCAGUCACCCAUACCAGUCACCUAUACCAGUCACCCAUACCAGUCACCCAUACCAGUCACCUAUACCCAGUCACCCAUACCACCUCACUCAUACCAGUCACCCAUACCAGUCACCAUACCAGUCACACACAUCAGUCACCCAUACCAGUCACCCAUACCGGUCACCCAUACCAGUCACCAUACCAUAUACCAGCCUCACCAUACCAAUCACUCAUACCAGUCACCCAUACCAGUCACCCAUACCCAACAUAUCAGUCACCCAUACCACCUAUACCAGUCACCUAUACCAGUCACUAUACCAGUCACCCAUACCAGUCAACUCAUACCAGUCACCCAUACCAGUCACCCAUACCAGUCACAUUCAUACCAGUCACAUUCAUACCAGUCACCCAUACCAGUCAACUCCAUACCAGUCACUGCCACCAGUCAACUCAUACUAA
Molecule: messenger RNA, 1104 nt
Organism: Homarus americanus (American lobster)
Lineage: Eukaryota; Metazoa; Arthropoda; Malacostraca; Decapoda; Nephropidae
Product: extensin-3-like
Exons: 1
Coding region: 1-1104 (367 amino acids)
Source: RefSeq, a predicted model, not a curated record